AUGAUCAACAAAAUUAUGAUUGAAAUAUCAGAACCAGACACAAUAGUUUCAACUCUUAAGAUCGGUGAGUUUUUAUUCAAGGGAAUGUACUCCACAUUAAACGACAAAGCUAUUGGAGCAAUCAUGCUGUUUAUCUCCCUUACCAUUCUCUGCCUGUGUCUGGUCGCCAUUGUCAAACUGCUGCACUCCCUUCUCCAAGGCCCCAUCGCUCUCAUCAUCAAAAAAUUCAUCAACGCAGACUUUCCCGGACCGCUGGGCUACCUCACCGGAUACCUCGCCAUCAUCAUCGGCGCCGGGUUGACCAUCAUCGUCCAGAGCUCCUCCAUCUUCACCUCCACCCUCACCCCGCUCGUCGGCAACGGGGUCAUCGAACUCGACCGGAUGUACCCUUUGACCCUGGGGUCAAACAUCGGCACCACGACCACGGCGAUUCUCUCAGCCUCAGAAACGCGCAACUGCACGGCCGAGUACCGCUGGUUCGCCAUCGUCUACAUCCUCCUCAUGUUCUUCCUCUUCCCCGCCCUAGUCUUCGCUCUCUCCAUCCCGGGCUGGUACGUCCUCCUCGGCGUCCUCGGGCCCGUCUGCCUUCUCUUCAUCAUCAUCGGCGUCAUCAAAUGCCUGCAGGCUAAACGCCCCCAGAGCCUGCCCAGAAAGCUCCAAGAUUGGAUGUUCCUACCCCAGCCGCUACGGUCUUUAGAACCCUAUGAUCGCGCCAUGCAGAAAGUCUUCUUCUGCAAGCGGUUCCAGACAGACACUACCGAGAAGACAGACACUGGUGCCACGUCAGACAGACAACCUAACGGAGAGUCCAGCACGCGACUUUAG
This is a messenger RNA of Physella acuta, 825 nucleotides long. RefSeq names its product sodium-dependent phosphate transport protein 2B-like. Gene Ontology annotation, cellular component: membrane. Lineage: Eukaryota; Metazoa; Mollusca; Gastropoda; Physidae. Gene Ontology annotation, molecular function: sodium:phosphate symporter activity. The record is from RefSeq and is a predicted model, not a curated record. Gene Ontology annotation, biological process: sodium-dependent phosphate transport.